AUGGCGUUCAAGUGGGAGAAUGGAAGGCGAUACCACGCUUACAAAGAUGGGUCCUAUUGGGCUCCGAAUGAUGAUCGCCAACAAGAAGCUGAAGACCUCAUGCACGAGGUAUACAGAAUCAUCCUCGGUAAUUCACUGUACGAGGCACCCAUUGGAGAUAAUCCUCAGAAAGUUCUUGACAUAGGAUGCGGAACUGGUAUCUGGGCAAUCGAAUUCGCUGAUGAGCAUCCUUCUGCUGAUGUUCUUGGAGUCGAUCUCUCUCCUAUUCAGCCAAACUUCGUACCGCCCAACUGCAGAUUCGAGGUUGACGAUAUCACAAAUGAAUGGACUUAUCCCGAAGACACCUUUGACUUCAUCCACAUCCGCUCUAUGAUAGGAUGUCUUCCCGACUGGACUGACUUUUACCGCAAAGCAUUCAAGCACACGAAACCUGGUGGCUGGGUAGAAAGCGUUGAGCUCUGGGGCAACUCAAAGUGUGAUGACGAUACCUUGAAGCCUGAGUCGCCACUACACAAGUGGGUAGAGGUCUUUAAGAAGAUUGAGUCUCUGACAGGCAAAUCUUUCUUCUGGGACGAUAAAAUGCAGGAGUCAAUCUCUGACGCUGGAUUUAUCAAUGUUUCGGGUCGAAGGAUCAAGGUUCCUAUUGGGACUUGGCCGAAGGAUAAGACUCUGAAGCAAUGGGGUGCUUGGAACCGCCAUUUUCUUCUUCAGGGCCUCGAAGGUUUCUCGAUUCGUGGUCUUACCGAAAUGCUGGGCUGGAAAUACGAGGAUGCUCAGCUGUUCUUGGCUGACAUGCGUAAAGAGUUGACGAACCCAGCUCUGCAUGCCUAUCUUGAUGUGUGA
Messenger RNA from Fusarium musae, 843 nucleotides. RefSeq lists its product as uncharacterized. Lineage: Eukaryota; Fungi; Ascomycota; Sordariomycetes; Hypocreales; Nectriaceae. The record is from RefSeq and is a predicted model, not a curated record. The transcript is spliced from 7 exons. Gene Ontology annotation, molecular function: methyltransferase activity. The coding region runs from base 1 to 843 and encodes 280 amino acids.